This is a messenger RNA of Vitrella brassicaformis, 812 nucleotides long. Lineage: Eukaryota; Vitrellaceae. The record is from the annotation of a GenBank genome assembly.
AUGUCGCUGCAAUGGGGGCGUCUCGCAGCUCUUGCCGUCUUUGACGAAGGGACCGGAGCGACUGGUCUCCAGCAUCACCUCUCAGCCACCGAGCCCACCACAAUGGCCGUCAGUUCUCAGCGGAGCGUCAUGGAGAUUCAGCACCAGAUCCGCCGCACCGCCGAUGAGACCAGGAGCUACAUCGACGACCUCUACCAGUGGCAGGAGGACUACAGGAAGGCCCCAAAGACCAAACACAAGGUGGACAACCCCUUCAAGCACGCCGCCACUGCCCCGCACAAGGACAACCAGGGCGAGGCGGAGGGGGAGGCGCGUCAGCUGCAGCGCGACAAGGCCGACAUGAAGGCCUACUACGCCGCCUGGGACAGAUGGGCUGACCAAGAGGCAGAGAGGCUUGACCGAGACUCCGGGGCUGACCAACGGGCGGCCACGACCACCACCAGCCACCACGCAGGCAGUGCGUUUGUGAAGGAGAGGACGGAGUCCGCUAAGGGAGGCAGGGGCAGCCCAUGAAGGUGCAGAUCGGCAAGGGCGGAGGGCCUGGGUUGGCCGUCCGCCGCACUCUGCUCUCGUCGGCCCUCGAGAAAAAGGCCAAAGGCAACGAACUCUUCAGCAGAGGCGACCACCGGGCAGCCCUCGACGACUACACUAGCGCCUUGGGCCUCCUGCAGUCCUAUGGGCAGCCCAACACGACGUCGGCCGACCGCAGCGCAGAGAUCUUAUCGGCUGAGCGGACCCUCCUGCUCAACCGGGCGUCGUGCUAUCUCAAGCUGCACCGAUACAGAGAGGCCGUCAGCGACUGCGGUCGCUGA